AUGGGAGAAGAACGGGACGAGCCGCGUUCGGAGACCGACAGCCGCCACGACGAACUGCCCAUCAGUCCGUGCGACAGUGCGUGCUCAUCGCCGGCGUCGUCCAUCGCCGCCACUCCGUCGCCUUGCAACUCAACCACCAGCGAGGACUCUGUUUUCACUCCGCACUGCCGCCGCGACCGGUUACGUCAGCGUCGGAAUCUCCGGCGACACGAUCCGAACCGUCGUCCGUCUCCGACGCCGUCCGUCAACUCAGACACGAGCGACGCCGUUUUGCUUUUUGACGACCCUUCGGUGCCUGCCCCGCCGGAAGCGUCCUCUGUCGACGCAGCGAGUAAUAAAAGCUUGCUUUUUGACGCUGUCCGGCGCGGAGAUGUCGCUGACGUCGCCGCCGUGUUACUCCGGUUACAAAACGCUGGGAAACCCGGGUUCGCUCACCGAGGUGUCGCCUUCGUCGCUGUCAACUCGUUGGACCAUCACGGGCAAACCCCGUUGCAUGCGGGCUGUUUGCUGGGCAACCUGGAUGUGGUGAAGUUGUUGGUGCGAUACGGAGCGGAUGUUUGGCUAGCUAAUCGGGACGGUUGGUCGCCGUUGCACUUGGCGACGUUUUCGGGCAACUACGACCUGGUAUCCUUCCUGGUGUCGGCGAUGAACAGGGGGAAUCGACGCGUUUACUCUGCAGUGUCACCCGAGCCAGCUGUGUCGAGUCCGUCCGAGCUUUGCUAGUGUCUUCGGCCGUUUGUUUUUUUCCCUUUCUUAUCCCUCUCCACUCUUAUCUAGUGUACACAACAAGCGAAUUCAUUGUCUCUUUUUCGAAGGCGGGAAGCGAAGCGAGUUUUAAAGGGAUUGUUGCAAACGAUGUUUAAAAAAGCACAGGAGAACUCCGAUUAUCGUUUAAAGAAAACUUAUUGGUGUGUGAUGUACAAGUUUUGAUGAUGGAUUAAGGCCGAGUUAUACAGAGUUUCCUCGUUUUUUAAAACUUCAAAGAAGAGCUUCAACUAGAAAGAUAGGAUGCUAUUAACAAUCACUGAGCGAAUCUGGAUACCUUUAAAUUUUCCUUAAUGAAUUUCUAUGAAUAAAUAUAUGCUCAAUAUGAGGUAACAUGAAAUUUUAUUUAAAGAGAAGAUUUUUAAAAAGUUGAUCAACAUCGUCGACCGAAAUAAGCUUUCAUUUUUCGUAGAGAUUCCUUACAAAUUCAAAUUGAAGGAAGAUCGCUUUUUGCUAUUGUUAAUUCAAUCCGAAGCGAGUUUCACUAACCGAGAUAGUCAAUUGUGCGAGAAAUUCACUGGCAAGGGAUUAUCAGUGUAAGCAGUCAUCAUCGAUAAUUUAAAUACCGUACACUUGUUCAAGACGGUUUCUGAAACGAAAUUUCGGCAGAUAAAAAUUGGCACGCACCUCAAUUUUUAUGAUGAAAAAAUGCAUACUUGUUCCGUUCAGAAAUUAAUUUUUAAUGAGCUCAGGAACAGGAAGAUGAGCAAAAUCAUUCAAAUUAUCAUGGGAACUAUCGAAAAGGUACAAUAAUUUUUCACGCCUUAUUUUAAAAACAGUUGGAUCAUUCACGUGGAUGUCGGAACUAUUUGUAUACUAGUGGAAAAAUUAAUAAAUAUUUAAUUUAAAGGGUGGAAAUGCUUGGGAUAAUUGGAGUUCUACUGUACUCAAAAGUACGGGGAUUGUUCCAUUUUCGUGUCGGCAAUUCUUCAGAAGUUCUAGAUUAUUCUCGUUGUUGCGAUGAUUAUAGAUAUAUUUUUUUGAGAGCUGAUAGGAAAAAAUGAGGCAGGUUAUGUUUGAGAAUGUAAAGACGAAUGAGCAUUCAAAAAAUUAUCUUUUAAAUAAAAGUCAAUUUAAAACCUUGACAGCUGGAUUCUCGAAAUUGAACCACGCGGUAUUUGAAACACUUGCCGUGUAGUCUCCUAAAAGAACGCUUCAGAAGUAAAGAAAUGUUCGACACUGGAAAAUUUUUGUAACACUUCAGGGGUUUAUGUUUUGAAUUUGGAAAUAGUUGAAGUUACGCAUAAAAUUUGUCCUAAUGUCUUUUGAUUUUUAUCCGUUUUCCUGCACAUUAUUUAACGUUGGAAAAAUUCGGCUGUUUCGAAAGGAAUUCGUUUCAUUCUGCCGAAAUUUCGUAAGCCGAUCUGAACCGCGGAAAUGGAACAACCCUUGUAUUUUUUUGUUUUGUUUUACAAAAUUUAAACUCAAAAUGUGCAAUAGUUACCAGGUAACGAUCCAGAAGUACGAUUACCUCGGAGUACCCGUUGAAGUGUAACGGCUGCGAAAGGUUUGUCUCUCGAUUCCAUUGCAAAAAACCUUUUCUGUCUUUUUUGUCUUCGAAUUUAAUUAAUGCUAGGUUUGCAACAUUGAUUUGUAGAAAUGCUUGCAACUGUUUUAUUUUAUUUUAUUUUUUCGAGUACGGAUUGUUGAGCUAAUGUCGCCAGUUUGAGGCGGCUGUGGAAAGGCUGUGAUGCGUCGCUUCACGCUAGCUGUAAACGUCUUUGAUGGAAAUAGUUGAAUUUUUUUUUUCCUUGAGAAAGUGGUUUUUUGUACUGUUGAUGGAAAAAUACGGGGAGAAUGAAGUUGUUGGAAUCACGUGUGGAAAA
Messenger RNA from Notodromas monacha, 2591 nucleotides. Lineage: Eukaryota; Metazoa; Arthropoda; Ostracoda; Podocopida; Cyprididae. The record is from the annotation of a GenBank genome assembly.